UCGGAAAUGAUGCAGUUUACCUGUUGAAGGAAUCAGUUGGCCUUCUAAUCUUCGCGAGUCGAAAUGCAUAAAUGAAAUUAGCACCUGUUGUAGAAUUGUCGGUGUGAACUAUCAAUGCAAUCUUUUCCGUUUCAAGAAAAGAAUAAAUUUCUUCGAUUUUCAUUUUUAGAAGAAAAUUAAUGUACUUAUGAAGUAAGAUGAUUCCCAUAAAGAGACUUCCACUUGGAUCAAGACGUCCUAAUACUUUGGAGCAGGAAAGAGAAAACUCUGAGAGGCAGCAGGAAGUGAGCUACCGCAAGGCAAUCAAUGAACAGGAAGAACCCUCUAAGCCCAAGCAUGUCCGCAACCUCAUUAUUGCAACUCACAAGGACAAAAAUGCUACCAAUUUCUGGAAGCUAGCCCACACCCUGAGUCCCCUGGCCACAGAUGUGACAGCAUGGAAGUUCUGCCACGCUCUCCACAUCAUCUUGAGAGAUGGUCACAAGCAUGCACUUCGGGACACCAUGAAGAACUUUGAGUUCAUCCGCAGCAUGAGGGAGCAUUUUGGUCACUUGACUCAUGGGUAUGGCCGCCUCAUUGUGCGCUACUGCGACUUGCUGAUGUGUAAGCUCAACUUCCAUAAGCGCAACCCUCAGUUCCCCAGCAACCUCAGCGUCAAGCCUGAUGAUCUGCACUCCAUUGCUGAGACUGACGCUAAUGACUAUUUUGAAUUGGCUGUGGAGAUGUUUGAAUACACAGAAUGCAUCCUGAAACUAUUCAAGGAAGUAUUCAAUUCGCUGGAUCAAUCCCGUGCGGUGUCCAACACCCGCGAGGGGAAGUGUAGGCUGGCUCCCCUCAUCCCCUGCGUGCAGGACUCUGCCUCCCUCUACGACCUCACCGUCCGCAUCCUCUUCAACCUCCACAAAGAACCUAGCAUGUACUGCAAGCAUCCCACUGACCCAUCGCUGACGACCGACCUGCUGACGGGUCACCGCACGCGCUUCUCUGAACAAUUCCUGGAGCUGCGUAACUUCUACUCCAGCACCUCCAAGCUCCAGUACUUCCAGCAGCUGGGCAUUACCAUCCCACAACUCCCUACCGAGGCACCCAACUUCCUGGUGGAGGCUGAGCUGGCGGUGCACGUGGCGCCGGUGGUGCUGGUGCAGGAGCAGCCUGACGACUGCACGUCCGAGCUGUACGACGCGUCUCUUAUAGACACCUCUGACCCGCCCCCCAUACCCCCACACCCCCUCGACCACACGCUCAAUGGGUCGAUGGCAGAGAGCCUGGCUGAGCGGGAUGCUCUGAUCGAGGCGCUGACGCAGGAGCUGCAGAGCACCCGAGCACGCCUGCAGCAGCACCAGCAGCACCAGCAGCACCAGCAGGAGCACCAACAGCAGUUACUGACAGAGCUGCAGCAUCUCAGAGCUCAGAACCAGAGUCUGGAGGUGGCAGUACAGCAGGAGAGGACGGCCAAGGAGAGCGUCAUGCUGCAGGUGGAGGCCGCCGCUGCAGGAGUUGAGGCUCUCGCUAAGCUGCAGCAUGAGGAGAAUAACCGACGGAUUGCCGAGGAGAAGUUCACGAAGAUGCGUGAGAUCUACCAGAAGCUGCGUGAUGAACACGUCUCACUCAUACGCUCCAAGGCGGAGGUGGACAGGGCGGCGGAGGGAGAGAGGCUGAGGCGUGAGGCUGGGGAGGCCGCCGUGAGGCGUCUUGAGGCCAAACUGGAGGACCAACAGCGCCUUAUCUCCGACAUGCACGAUAACACUGAUAAGGAGAAGGAGACGUUGCUGAACCGCGUCGCAGAGCUCCAGCAGGCCUUGGACGCUGCUAGGGAGCUGGCCGAUAAACAGUCGGCGGAACACGAACAACGGCUCGCACUUCUUGAGGUUCAGACUGGCGGAUUAACUGAUGAACUUCAACUGAAGAACAAGCAGUUGGAGCAAGCCCAAGAACUGCUGGAACAAGCCGAGAAACAGUUGGAACAAGUCCAGGAAAAACUGGACGAAACUAACGCCGUUAAAAAGGCUACCCAAGACCAGGCUGAUGAACUGAAAGCAACUUUACUGAAAUCUGAAAUGGAAUUGGAGUCGCUGAAAACUCUGCUUUCAGCCUCCCAAGCUCACGCUGCUGACAACGCCGAGCAGAAACGAAUUUUGGAAGCUGAACUAAUGAAAGCUCUGGCUGAACGAGACGCGCUGAGACGCGACAUCGAGAAGACCAAUAACGAAAAGGAAGCGCUUGAAUCGAGAAAUCGUGUUCUCGAAAACCGAAUCGAGGUUCUGAUGAACGACAACGAGCGAUCGAUCGAGUCCCAGCAAGUUCUACGAACCGAGAACUCGAUCUUACGUGACCACCUCGAUCAAUCCAGGGAAGAUGUUUCUCGACUCGAGCUUCGAUCGAAACAACUUGAAGAGACCCUCGGUCUCGGUCAACAAGCUCUCGAUCAUCUCCGUGAAGAGGCCGAAGAUCGAGAAGAUCGAUUAGCGAGCGUGCAGCGCAGCCUGCACGAGUGUGAGAUCUUAAAGGAAGAUCUAGCCGAGUGCAAAGAUCAGUUGAUCGCACGGGUCGCUGAUCUACAAGAUCGACUUGCUACGAGUGUUGCCGACCAGCGGGCCAUGAAGAAAGAAUUCAAAAAACAGGUGAGCGUGCAGCAACGCUGCACUGAGGACCGCGUUGCAGCAUGCGUCUCGUCCUGUGCUGCAGGCUGUGCUGCACUGCUGACUCUUGCACUGCAGCAUUCGCGGUCUGAUCAGCACGCUGAACUCCGCAGCACUCCAGAAUUCACGCUGGUAUUCGAGCCAAUCAUCACUGGCUGCCUGGAGAGGCUGCCGCCGAUCAUCAGCCAAUACUUCACAGCCAGCCAGUCAGUGUCAGCCGCUCCUGAGCUCAUCAGCCAGCUGGCUGAGUACAGCCACAGCACAGCCAGCUUUGUGCUCUACGCCACAGCCGCCUCACAUGUGGCUGCAGAUAUCGAGAUGGCGCAAGCACACAGGCUAGUGUCGCGCUGUGUGGACACGAGCGUGUGUGUGGAGGACGCGGCGGAGGCCGUGGAGCGCGAGAUGGACGCCAUGACGCGGGCCAUCGCUGAGGCCACGGAGGCCACCGCCGCCAUCUUGGCCGCCGCUAGGAAGGAUCAGACUGGCCUCAAGCUCCAGGUGAACGAGUCGCUGCUGGGUGUGUGCAUGGAGCUGCUGAGCGCCGUGCAGGUGCUGGUGGUGCGUGCAGCGCACCUGCAGCAGGAGGUCGUGCAGAAGGGCAGGGGCGGCGCCAGUCCUAAGGACUUCUACAAGAGGAACCACCGCUGGACCCAGGGUCUUAUCUCGGGGGCUAAGGCCGUCGCCAUCGCAGCCCAGGCACUCAUGAGCGCGGCAGACGCGGUGGUGUGUAAGGGCGGCAGGUUCGAGGAGGUGAUGGUGUCGUCCCGGGAGAUCGCGGCGUCGUCCAUGCAGUUGGUGAUGGCGUCCCGCGUGAAGGCGGAGCCUGGCAGCGCCGCCCUCGCCGCCCUCAACACCGCCGCUAAGACCAUCUCUACCCUCGCCGGUACCCUCGUCGCUACUGCAGAGAACGCCAGGGACCAAGUCGCCAGUGAUGACCUAGACUUCUCGUCGCUGUCGCUGCACCAGACCAAGCGGCUGGAGAUGGACGCGCUCGUGAAGGUCCUCGAGGCCGAGAAGAAGCUGGAGGAACAGCGCGAGAAGCUGGCACAUCUACGGCGACAUCACUACCAGAUGGCGGGACAGGCUGAAGACCCGCAGUAAGACGACACGACGUGGCAACCACAACUCGAAUGCAGCGAUCCUAAAUGAACGCAAAUGCUGCAUCAGUGACUAAGAUGGCAGGAAUUUCCCAUUGUUAAUGCUGCUCUACACUAACUGCUACCAUUAAAGGAGCCGCCUCCAUCUUUAUUGCUGCUCUUUAAAUUAAGGUAUCGCUAUGUCGCUGCCUCCCAUGCGUGCCGGUGGCAAGACGAGGACGACGGGCAGAAGCGAUGCUCAUGGAGAAACACGAUUGCUUUUAAGUCUCGCUCGGUGAUAAUUUAUUAAAUUAAGCGGUUAGUGGAAUGUGCAUGCCUUAUUAUAUGUGUCUAAAAUUUGACAAGAUGUGGCUUGUACGUGAUGGUGAGAUUAGGUCCAUUUCUCGUGCUGGGGUGAGAUUUGGCACGUAUGCAGCGAAGAGUAAUUUGGAUUUCUUAGUAGGGAAAAUAAAGAGACCACACAACGAACUUCUACUUCGGUUUUGAAGCAACUGAAAUUCA
This is a messenger RNA of Hyalella azteca, 4237 nucleotides long. It is a transcript of the gene Hip1, whose product is annotated as huntingtin-interacting protein 1-related protein. The transcript has 22 exons. Bases 198 to 3740 code for a protein of 1180 amino acids. NCBI's taxonomy places the organism in Eukaryota, Metazoa, Arthropoda, Malacostraca, Amphipoda, Hyalellidae. Gene Ontology annotation, cellular component: actin cortical patch; clathrin-coated vesicle. Gene Ontology annotation, biological process: endocytosis; clathrin coat assembly; actin filament organization. Gene Ontology annotation, molecular function: actin filament binding; clathrin light chain binding; clathrin-cargo adaptor activity. The record is from RefSeq and is a predicted model, not a curated record.